AUGAUGGAAGUCGGUGACUACACCUUUCUCUUUGGGAUCGGUAUCUUCUUUGCCUUCUUGGAUGCCUUCGGUAUCGGAGCCAACGAUGUUGCCAACGCCUUUGCCACCUCUGUCGGUUCCGGUUCGAUCACCCUCGCCCAGGCCUUGAUCAUUGCCUGUUUCUGUGAGUUUGGUGGCGCCUUCUUCCUUGGCGCCAACACCACCGAGACUAUCAAGGGUGGAAUCGUCGAUCCCAAGAUGUACGCCGAUGCCCCUGAGCUUUUGAUGUUGACAAUGGUCUGUGCCUUGAUCGGCUCCUCGUCUUGGGUCUUGUUUGCAUCGUCUCGCGGCUGGCCUGUCUCGACAACCCAUGCUAUCGUCGGUGCCAUCACUGGUGCUGGUAUCUCUGCCUUUGGUGCCGACGGUGUCCAAUGGAAGGGCAUUGGCAAGAUUGUCCUCUCCUGGCUCAUCUCCCCUGUUGCUGCCGGUUUAGUCUGUUCGCUCUUCUUCCUGUUCACCAAACACGUCGUUCUCAAGCACGCUGACUCCUUCCGCCGCGGUCUGAUUGCCAUCCCUGCCUACUUUGGUGUUGCCCUCAUGAUCAAUGUCUUCUACAUCAUCUUCAAGGGCGCACCCGACUCCAAGCUGAAGUCGUCUGCCAUUGGUAUCCCCGUCGGUAUUGCUGUCGGCGUCGGCCUUAUUGUUUUCAUCUGGAGCCUCUUUUUCCUCAGCCCCUUCCUCCGCCGCAGGAUCCAGGACGGAGAGGACCUCAAGUGGUUCCACCUCUUCUACAUCCCCUUUGUCAGCAAGCGCGAGAAGCCCGCCGUCCAUAACGAGGAGAUUUCCCAGACCAAGGGCGAGAAGCUUGCUGGUGAUUCAAUCGACUCUGAUGAUGUCCAGGCCAACCCCUCGCUUGUUGCUCUUGAAAAAGAAGAGCACUGGAUCCUCAAGAAGUUGAAGAGCACUGUCUUUGCCGGUCUCUACCAGAACAUGGAGUCUAAGGAGGACGAGAGCGUCAGCGCCGUCCACGAGCAUGCCACCAAGUUUGACUCUGACACCGAGCGUCUCUUCUCUUCCGUCCAGGUCAUCUCCGCCUGCUUUACCUCCUUUGCGCACGGCUCGAACGAUGUUGCCAACGCCAUUGGUCCCCUUGCCACUAUCUACUACAUCUGGAAGAACGCCAACAUUGACGUCGCCAAGGCUCCCGUCGAUACCUGGAUUCUUGUCUUUGGCGGUAUUGCCAUCGAUAUUGGUUUGAUGACCUACGGUUACCACGUCAUGCGCACCCUCGGUAACAAGAUGACAUACAUGUCCCCCACCCGUGGGUUCUCGGCCGAAAUGGGUACCUCGAUCACCAUCUUGACGUGCUCCAAGCUCGGCCUCCCCGUCUCAUCGACCCACUGUAUUACCGGCGCUACGACUGCGAUUGGUCUCUUGUCUGGUGGUGGCUUUAAGUCUCUGAACUGGCGUCUGUUGCUCGGUGUCUUUUCUGGAUGGAUUGCCACCCUUCCUGCUGCCGGUCUUGUCUCUGGCAUCAUCUUUGCCUUUGUCUCCCGCUCUCCCCAGCUUCUCUAA
Linnemannia hyalina is the source of this 1554-nucleotide messenger RNA. The record is from the annotation of a GenBank genome assembly. Lineage: Eukaryota; Fungi; Mortierellomycota; Mortierellomycetes; Mortierellales; Mortierellaceae.